Ectocarpus sp. CCAP 1310/34 is the source of this 1725-nucleotide messenger RNA. Lineage: Eukaryota; Phaeophyceae; Ectocarpales; Ectocarpaceae. The record is from the annotation of a GenBank genome assembly.
UGACAACCGGGGCUUGGUAGCAGCGCGGCGCACACCAUAAGUGCCGUCUUGUGUUUGUCGACGCGCUUUGUUACCGCAGCGUUUUUCCUCUUGUCUCCCGUGGCUACAGCAGUGGUCGCCAUGUCUUCGCCGGCUCGCAUGGCCACCGAUCCGGCGGCCGCGUCCACCAUUGCGGCAGGGGCAGACUACGCCGUCGUCCAAAAUCUCAUCCUGGUGCAGCGCGGCGACUCCCGCGUCAUGGAUCUCGAGCGCGUGGGGAUGUUUCCCGGGCCGAGGUCGUGCGCGGACACGAAAAACCUGUCCGUGUUGAUCGCGGUCGUGCAACCACUGGUAGACGCGCACGACUACGAACCCAAACCCAUAUUUCUGGAUCUAUGGUCGACGGCGCGUGACGCGGGCGGGAACGGAGCGGAGAUCCUCACGCGCGCCAAGAUUGCUCUGAUCCACGCUACGCUCGAGUAUCUCUUCAAGCGGGCCAACCACGGGGACCUCCGCGUGCUGCCCGACGCUGCCUUCUUGCCGUCUGUGUAAUCGUCAGCUCCUCCUGCGGCCCAGCCCGUGGUUCCGUCGGCCCCCGCGCCGGCCGCCGGCGCCCCCGCCUCCCCCCCCGCGCCCGCAGCGGCAGCCACCACAGCAGCCGCUACACCAUGUGCAGCCACCGCUACGACCGCGACUUCAGGGUCCGUAGUAGCGCCGGGGAGCCACCCGGGGGACGAGGAGGGCGCGAAAGGCGGGCUCGUACGGGUGGAACGGAAGGAGCGGCUGGCAGUUCGGUGGCGGGAGAGCCCUCCAAAAGGAUGGCAGUAGGAGACAGCGCGGGCGGACAUCGUCCAUUGUUCAAGGUGUUGGUGCAGGCGCAGGUAGUGAUCGACUAGGUUCUCGCGCAUCAUGGAGUACGUUCCGGACCUCGUGAGGGCGAUGCACAUUGGGCCCGGGGGAUGUGCCCCGCUGAUAACUCAAAUGAGCGCUGAGCUACCCGAGCUUGAUAAGCUUGCAGGUCAAGACGUGACCACAUUCAAGAAGGAGCGCGAGUUCACGACCAUGUUGGUGGCCAUGAUAGAUCAUUCUGUGUUGGUACAGGACCCGAUCGUAGGAUGUAUGGCGCUUCAUCAAGAGUUGGCGGCUUCAUCGGAGAAAAGCAGCGCAGUUGGUUACGAGGCCCUGCCCAAAAAGUUCAAGGAGGCACGAUUGCAGGCAGGGUUGACAAAGCAGCCCAAUUGGGGCGGCUUGGGCGGCGGUAGUGGAGGCUUGAUGGCAGGUGGCAUGCAACCACUGUCUUUGGCGCCGGCGUUCCAUGCCGUAGCACCUGCUUUUCCCUCGGUUCCGCAACAGUACGCACAUCCCACGCACAGGGGUUUCGGAGGAGCCAGGCACUACGGGCCGUCGCACAAUAGGCUUAGCGGUCGUGGUUUCGGCGGGAACCUUGGGGUUGGCCGAGUUGGUAAAUGAGCAGGGAGAGGCGGUGCCGCUGUCUGUGGUAAAUGCUCGCAGAUGGGAAAGCCCGCUGACCAUUCUUUCAGGACGUGCCCGGAGCAAGCGUGUUUCGAGUGCGGCAUGCCGGGGCACGUUAAGCGUGAAUGCCCGAAUUAAGUACAAGGCAUGGCGUCGGCAGGUAUUACGACGAAGAUAUGCAAUGGUUGUGGUGCGCGACGACACGGGUUCUAUGUUUGUUUGGCGGUUGAAAAAAUAACAAAAAUGAACGAUGAGGCAAAAUGCGACAAUGAG